This is a messenger RNA of Ochotona curzoniae (black-lipped pika), 1173 nucleotides long. Its product is annotated as inositol 1,4,5-triphosphate receptor associated 2-like. NCBI's taxonomy places the organism in Eukaryota, Metazoa, Chordata, Mammalia, Lagomorpha, Ochotonidae. Gene Ontology annotation, cellular component: endoplasmic reticulum membrane. The record is from RefSeq and is a predicted model, not a curated record.
AUGGCGGCUUGCUUUCCUGUGCCCACCUCGCUUCUUGCAAGUUUGGACAAAGUUGCCACCUUCAUUUCUUGUCCGGAAGUGGCAUCUCCAAGGACGCCAGUCCUGCCUGCUUUCAGCAGUCCUGAGAGUGAAAUGUCCUUUGUCCAUCCCCCACGUUUCGAGAACAGCUCGGAGUGGGCAUCAAGCACCAAGUGCAGACACCCACCUGGGCUGGCACAAAGACAAGGCAAGCUCCUCUUGGAAGAGGACUUGGACACUUGCUGCACUGAAAGAAGUUCCAGUACCUUCGUAAUUGACCCUGGUUCCGCUUCUGGUCAAAACCCUGACUGUUGGAGUCCUCAGGAGUUGGUGGUGAUGCGGUUAUCUCUGAAUGAUGAAUGGAAACCGGGAGGUGAUGACGGCAGAGAUGGUGUCACCAACAGCACCCCAGGGACCUGUGAGGACCAGCUGCUGGCUGGUAUUUUUCGUGCAUGGGACACAGCCCACAGAGGCUCGGUAGGAAUGGGCAGAGUAAUAGAUUUUCUGAGACACAUGAGCCCAGAGGCUGAAGAGCAUGACCUCGAGGAGCUGAAGAACAUAUUUGACCCUGAAGAAAGAGACUCCAGUGUGGACCUGGAGGCGUUCCAGACAAUUGUCAAAUUGAUGGCUCGUUACCGGAGCACAUGUUGUUCCAGUGCAGGAGUCACCAGCAGGUUGAGUAGCAUCGCUGAUGAUUCUGUCUUUGAGCUGGGGGACAGCAUCAGUUCAGGCAGGGCAGUUUCAGGGACCACAGAUGACAUGGAUGUCUCAUCACAGGGAGCCUUAGAAGUGUCUGAUUUGAUAGACUACGUGGCACACCUACAUUUCAACAAGCGAAAGUUGGAAGAGGAAAAUCCUAAGUUUAAAUUGGCAAUAGAAACCUUGGCAGAAGCCAACGGGCAGUUGUCAGAGGAGUGUGCUGAGCGACACUUUCAGGUGAAAAGUGCCCAGCAGGCUAUUAUAACAAAUCUGUUAAAAGAAGAACUGGAACAACUGAAAAAUAGUAUGAAUGCUGCAGAAGAACAGAAGACCAUGCUUGAGGCCCAGAACAAACACUUAGAAACAAAAAACCGAGCUCUUAGCAGGGUUUGCUGCCCUGUGCUGGAUCAGUAAAACACUCCAUGUAUCUAAGCAUGAGGCAGGUGGGCCCAGCAA